Molecule: messenger RNA, 1391 nt
Organism: Tripterygium wilfordii
Lineage: Eukaryota; Viridiplantae; Streptophyta; Magnoliopsida; Celastrales; Celastraceae
Product: probable xyloglucan endotransglucosylase/hydrolase protein 33
Exons: 4
Coding region: 353-1294 (313 amino acids)
Biological process (GO): xyloglucan metabolic process; cell wall biogenesis
Cellular component (GO): cell wall; apoplast
Molecular function (GO): hydrolase activity, hydrolyzing O-glycosyl compounds; xyloglucan:xyloglucosyl transferase activity
Source: RefSeq, a predicted model, not a curated record
UGGGUAAGAAAAGGACAUGGAGAUAUGGAGUGCGAAGAGAGAUUCAUUGAAAUGUCCAUGUGCAGGUAAAAUUAAGCUGCAGGUCCCAUCAAGUGUGUGUAAGUAUAUCUGCAGAAUGGUCAGUUUUAUAGUCCAUGAUCACUUCAUGACAAAACCCACAAGAUCUACAAAGCAAUCCCAAAAGAAAAUCAACCCCACAUGAUUAAUUUGUCUUUUAGGAUCACAAAAGAAAGUGAUACUAGGAGAAAAAGGAAGCCAGCUACUGAACAACUAAGCAAGAAUAUUACCAACAUCCCUCUCCAUGUAUGUAUAUAACUGACCAAAACUACCCAUCUUCAAAUUGUUCAUCAGUAUGGAUUUUUUGCAGAAGAAGUUGCAACUGUGUCUCUUGAUGAUAUUUUGUAUGACAGUAGUGGUUUCUUCACACAGCAAGGUUUACACACCUCCUGGUGUCCCUCACUUAACAGAUCUAUUCAGUCAUGUAUCCUUUGAGCAGAGUUUUUCUACAUCUUUUGGUGGCUCAAAUGUUAAGCUUUUCAAUAAUGGGUCUUUGGCCAAUCUUAGUCUGGACAAAGAAUCAGGCUCUGGAUUGGUCUCCAAGAACAAAUACCUCUAUGGGUUCUUCAGUUCUGCAAUAAAGUUGCCUUCUGGUCUCUCCCCUGGAGUUGUUGUAGCCUUCUAUCUGUCAAAUGCAGAUGUGUACCCACACAACCAUGAUGAGAUUGAUAUUGAAUUGCUUGGUCAUGAUAAGAGGAAUGAUUGGGUCAUCCAGACAAAUGUUUAUGGCAAUGGAAGUGUCAGCACAGGCAGAGAAGAGAAAUUCUAUCUCUGGUUUGAUCCAACAGCACAGCAGCACUAUUACAGCAUUAUCUGGAACAAAUACCAUACUGUGUUUUUUGUUGAUAAUAUACCAGUGAGAGAGUUUGUGCAUAACAAUGGCUUCUCUUCUGUGUAUCCAUCAAAACCCAUGUCAGUCCAUGCCACAAUAUGGGAUGGUUCAGAGUGGGCAACUCAUGGAGGAAAGUACCCAGUUAACUACAAAUAUGCACCAUUUGUGGUUUCAUUUGCAGAAAUGGAAGCCACUGGCUGCAUAACCAGUAGUACUCCAGGUGGGGUUGGGAGUUCAUGUUCAAAGGCUGCACCUUCAAGUGUGGACCCUGUUGAAGGACAAGACUUUGUUAGGCUAUCAAGCCAACAAAGUGUGGCAAUGGACUGGGCUAGAAGGAAGCUCAUGUUCUACUCAUAUUGUAAUGACAAACCCAGAUACAAAGUCAUGCCACCAGAAUGCAAAUAAAUGUAAUUUUUUUUUCAUUUUCAUGAAAAUGUAUAAAUUGAUUUUAUUAUUAAAAGUUGUAUGAUUUGAGAGAAAGUAUGGGACUUUGAGUGAGUGA